AUUUUCCACAUCACAGCUGGUCAUUAUCCAUCAAAUCUAGGCAGACCAAAACAAAGAAAAGUUCGUCGCAGUAAUCUUCCGAGUGAAAUAAUUCGAAAUUUGGCUAUUUUUCUCAUCCGAAUCGUACGCAAAAUUACCCCGAACAAUGGGUAAAAUAUUCCUCGACCAUAUCGGCGGUCCAAAGUUGUUUUCGUGCGCCGCCUGCGAAACCAAUCUGACCAACAAACGGGAGCUCAUCAGCACCCGCUUCACGGGAGCCACUGGGAGGGCGUAUCUGUUCAAACGUGUCGUCAACCUGACCUUCUCGCAGGUGCAGGAUCGGGUAAUGCUGACCGGACGGCACAUGGUGCGGGAUGUGAUGUGCAAGAACUGCAAGGCAAAGCUCGGAUGGAUGUACGAGUUCGCUACGGAGGAGUCUCAGAAGUACAAGGAAGGUCGCGUGAUUCUGGAACACGCUCUAAUUACGGAGUCGGAUGGUUUCGCGGAGGCAUGACCCUUCCUGUUCGAUCCGAUUGAAUUCUAGACAGUGGAAUGAAAAUCGGACAACACAAUAAUCACUUUGAUCUUCAACAAAAUCAUUUAAUAAUAUUGAUAAUAAUUAUAACAUCCGGUAUAAGGAAUAUAUUUCAUCGUGAAAUGAUAAAUAAUUAAGUGUUAGAAUAAGCGAUCCCACGGUAAUAUUUCGGCUAUCAAUGCGCUGUAUCUUAUUCAUAGUAUAAGGAAUUCAAUUUUAUUGCGAAAAUAAGAAUAGAUUUAACAUUAAACGAAA
Molecule: messenger RNA, 769 nt
Organism: Toxorhynchites rutilus septentrionalis
Lineage: Eukaryota; Metazoa; Arthropoda; Insecta; Diptera; Culicidae
Gene: Yippee
Product: protein yippee
Exons: 2
Coding region: 146-493 (115 amino acids)
Source: RefSeq, a predicted model, not a curated record